AUGGUUGCUCGUUGUGUUCCUUUGAUUUUGAAUAAUUCUAAAUGGAGAGUUAAAGAUGGUGAUAUUUUUUUCUGGUAUGAUAAAUGGAGGGACAAUGGUCCUUUGUGCAAUGAUCGGCCGAUUGUGGGUCACCCUUUGCUCAAAAUUAAAGAGUGUCAGUUGUCAGAUAGUUGGGAUGUGAAUCUCCUAGAGAAUUUUGUCGGAUUAGAGAAUGUGGAUCAUAUUGUUGCCUCUUUAUCCGGGGCUAAAUUUGGGGAAAGAUGUUCUAGUUUGGACUCCAUCAGAGACAGGGCUUUGAGUGUUGAUGAUAGAUUGCGUCGUGUUGGCAUCCCUAUUGUUCCCAAAUGUCAUUGUUGUAUUGCAGGGCAUUAUGAAGACAUUAAUCACGUUCUCAUUGAGGGAGAUUUCCCAAAACAUAUAUGGUCUUUUUUUGGUAACCUUUUUGGACUUCCAGUUGGUAGUAAUUCGAAGUUGCAGGUCUCCUCUUGGUUUCGGCAUGCUCAGGCAAAUUCUCAGGAAAUUGAAAAUCCUUAUAGUUUAUCCAGUUAUGAUGCCAUGAUACUUGAGGCUUUACAAAUUCAACCGGUUUUGUUAAAGGUAAGGCAAUGCAAAUUAAUCAAGUGGCAUAAACCGCCUUCAGGGUGGUUUAAAUUAAAUACAGAUGGUAGUAGUCUUGGGAACCCAGGUGCUAGUGGUAUUGGUGGAGUUAUUCGUAAUGAUCAGGGUAGGCUUAUGCAGGCUUUCGCCUCUCCUAUUGGUCCUGGCACAAAUAAUAAAGUGGAAUUAUUAGCGCUUCUUACUGGUUUGAGACUUUGCAAAUCUCUUCAUAUUUUGAAUGUGAUUGUAGAGGUUGACUCUUUGGUGAUUAUCUCUUGGUGGAAUAGGGGGAGGUGUGGGAUUUGGUACCUGGAGGAUUAUUGGGAAGAAAUUGUUAGUUUGGCUCAAGUCCUUACUUGUCGGUUUCAACACGUGUUACAAGAAGGAAAUAAGAUGGCUGAUUGGUUGGCAAAGGAGGGUGCCAAUGGCGUCGAUUUGACCUAUACUAAUAAUUCUAUUUUGCCUUAG
Molecule: messenger RNA, 1065 nt
Organism: Juglans regia (Persian walnut)
Lineage: Eukaryota; Viridiplantae; Streptophyta; Magnoliopsida; Fagales; Juglandaceae
Exons: 3
Coding region: 1-1065 (354 amino acids)
Molecular function (GO): RNA-DNA hybrid ribonuclease activity; nucleic acid binding
Source: RefSeq, a predicted model, not a curated record